Caenorhabditis angaria is the source of this 1069-nucleotide messenger RNA. The record is from the annotation of a GenBank genome assembly. Lineage: Eukaryota; Metazoa; Nematoda; Chromadorea; Rhabditida; Rhabditidae.
UUGAGAGAGUGUACAUAUUAUUUGGUUUCCUCUUUAUGUUCUGAUAUCUUUGUGUUUGAAGGUGAGGUUUUGGAUAUUGAAUAUUUAUCAUCAUUGAGAUUUAUUGUUCUAUGGAAUGAAUUUUUGUAGAGCUCCAGUUCUACGAGCGAAAUGAAUAGAAAAAUAUGAAAAAAAAAACGUUGACUCCAGUUAUCAAAAAAAAAAAUUGUAUAAAAUAACAGUUUUUUGAAAAAAUGAUGGAAAAACGUGGCUCCCUCGAAAAGCUGCAAAAUUUAGAAAAUUCUUCCAAAUAGAAUUUCACUUGCAAAUUUUCAGUCCAUCCAAAAUUGUUCUUAUUUUUCUAUAAAUUGUAAAUGUUAUGAAAUUUCGAUUGAUUACAUAAUGUCGAAAUAAACAAUUGAACUAUAUAUUCUCAUUUUCCAUCAUUUUCCCCAUUUUUUCAUAUUUUUCGAAUUGUCCUUUAUUUUGUACAUUUUCAAUCGAUUUUAUCUUAUCAGCAGCCUCUUGUACCUCUUCUACCUUUUUUGUUCUGAUCUUUCGUCUCUUGGCCAACAAUAAUUCUGACUCAGAUGUUGCAGGUAUGUCCCUCGAUCCUCUGGUCAAGGCCGAGCAGGGCCUCUACGCUCCAUUCUUUGGAAGUCUUGGAGUAACAGCCGCAAUGGCUUUUGCAGCUGCAGGAUCUGCUUAUGGAACAGCUAAAGCAGGAACCGGUAUUGCUUCAAUGGCCGUUGCUCGUCCAGAUCUUGUGAUGAAAGCGAUUAUCCCAGUUGUUAUGGCUGGUAUCGUUGCCAUUUACGGUCUUGUCGUCGCUGUUAUUGUUUCCGGAAAAGUUGAACCAGCUGGUGCGAGUUACACAAUCAACUCAGGAUUCUCACAAUUCGCCGGAGGACUUGUCUGUGGAUUGUGUGGUUUGGGAGCCGGAUAUGCGAUUGGAAUUGCUGGAGACGCGGGAGUGAGAGCUCUCUCACAACAACCGCGAAUGUUCGUCGGAAUGAUUUUGAUUCUUAUUUUCGCUGAAGUUUUAGGAUUGUACGGUAUGAUUGUUGCCCUUAUUUUGGGAGCAACAUAA